Daphnia pulicaria is the source of this 3855-nucleotide messenger RNA. RefSeq names its product small G protein signaling modulator 1-like. Gene Ontology annotation, biological process: activation of GTPase activity. Bases 301 to 3681 code for a protein of 1126 amino acids. Lineage: Eukaryota; Metazoa; Arthropoda; Branchiopoda; Diplostraca; Daphniidae. The transcript is spliced from 25 exons. Gene Ontology annotation, molecular function: GTPase activator activity. The record is from RefSeq and is a predicted model, not a curated record.
UGAAUACGUUCAUGCUGCGGUUUUGUGCUCCCCACAGGCUGUCGGUCCAACCAGUUUUUAGUUUGACGGACAUCGACAACAAGUGCCCGAAGACGAUAGUGUAUUCAUGUAGUACCCGAAAUUCUACUACUCCAUUUUACCAUAAACUUUUGACUUCCAACACACUGAAUCCUUCGUAGAUUGGCAAUUGGCCGCCCCGCUAUAAGUUGUCGUGUUGAUCUGAAGACGUAAUAAUUGUUACGUUAUAUUAUAUGCACAUUUGGAAGCCGAUUGCUGUUUUUUUCUAGUUAUCCACCUGUUAUGAAGAUGGCUCACUCAUCAAAUGACAAGGAGUUCAAAGAACGUCUUAUCAAAACUGUAAAAAAAGAGGUAAAACAAAUCAUGGAAGAGGCAGUGACACGCAAGUUUGUACACCAAGACAGCAGCUCCGUCACAUCCCUUUGUGCCGCUGUAGAGGGGUGUUUGUCUCAUGGACUUCGGCGGCGAGCGCUGGGGCUCUUUCGUUCAUCGUCAACCACGGCUUUGAUGCAUAAAGUUGCCAAAAUAUACCCACCAGCUGCAGUAAUUUCAAAGCUAAUUACAGAAGCCGAUUCUUCCGAAGGAGUAAAAAGAUCGUCUUCAAGCGGAGAUAGCAUCACCAGAAUGCUUUCGUGCGGAGGAACGGGAGGAAGCGGUAUCAAGCCCAUUUUGCAGAAAAGAAAUUCGGGUUCGUGGUUAUCUAAAGGAACCAGCGCACAAAAAUAUCUUUGGAUCCGAUUAGCACUUUUUGAACGCAUUUUGGCAGGGAUUAUUGAGCAUAUCGUUGAGAAUCAUUUGAAAUAUUAUGAAAACGACGCCCUUGUCGCAGAUCCUGAAUACGGGUCCCUUUUAGGUCAUCUUCUCGCUGGUCCAUGCGCUCUUGAGUUUACUAAAUUAAAAACCAAGGAUCAUUAUUGGACGGACCCACCUGCCGACGAACUUGUUCAGAGGCAUCGUAUUUCUAGUUACGUAUCGUCAGGCGUAACCUCUCCAGCAAAUCGACGUCCAGGACUUCAUUACCGAAAACUUUUACCUGGAGGCAGCAGCAGUGAUGGCGAAGCAAUUAGUUCUAUGGGGAGCAGAAAUUGUUACGUUAACUCUACCGCCAAGAAUUAUGUGGAAUCUCUUCAUCAAAACAACAAAGUUGUUCUACUCUAUGGGAAAAACAACGUCCUCGUGUUGUCGCGUGAGCUGACAGAACCGAUCCCGGGAUACCUUUCGCUACACCACGCUAUGGAUUCGUUGACUCUAAAAUGGACUCCAAAUCAAUUGAUGAAUGGCGGAAUAGAUUUCGAUGGUGUUGACAAAAGUACGUAUUGGAACUAUGCUCUGCAUGUAAAUUUGUAUGACAUCGUCUACGUCCAUUGUCACCAGAAAGGAUUUGAUGUUGGUGGCAGUAUGGUACUCGUUGGCCAGGAUGGAGUUCAAUAUCCCGCAAUUCAUUUUCCAGCCGGAGGCCAUUUAUUGGCCUUUUUAACAUGUUUAGAAACUGGCUUAAAUCCCCGUGGACGUUUAGAUCCUCCCCUGUGGACCCAAACAGAUAAAGGUAAAACAUUUCCCAAAAUAAAAAGAAAAGGACCUUCAUCCGGAGACAAUCUUCUCGCAAUGUUAAGCUACAACGCUGUUGAGAGCAACGGAAACGAUGAAGAUAUUACAGAUGAAUCGUCGAUAUCAUCAGACUAUGUAUUUCGUAUUGUAACCACGAGUGAUGAUUUCGUCCACGAUCAUAAUCCAGAAUUACUCCAAGAAUCGUCCGAUGAAAAUGCCUAUUUAUCGCAGGGAACCAACGCUUGCCAAAAUCAAGGAUCAAUGAGUCCACGAUGGUGGUCAACUAACCAUAGCCGUCCCUUUAACUCAACAGAAUCUACAAGCAGCUCGUCUUCUUCUUCUAAAAGCUUUGCCGCAAGUCUUAGCCUCGCUGAGAACACCUGUAACAGUGUCAUCAAUUCUGUAUUUUUCGAAACAGUUGAUGACUCUGUUUCUUCUCAAUCAUCAACCUUGAUUGGAGUCCACAACAUCGUUAAAAGGGGGAAGUCUUUGCAAGUGCUGUGUGAAACAAUGAAGCGACAGAUAAUUUCACGAGCAUUUUAUGGCUGGUUGGGACACUGCAGACACUUACGUACUGUUAGAACCCAUCUCUCUGGAUUAGUAAAUGAUGCCAUCAUUUCAAGGAACAAUUCCUGUGAUGAAAACAGUGGGGUUAACGAAAAAAGUUGGUCACGGCUGGUGGUGGAUGGUGUGCUGUCAAACUCCUUUGAACUUUUCCGUUUGACAUAUUAUGGAGGAGUUGAACAUAACUUGCGUAAAGAGGUGUGGCCAUAUUUACUUGGACAUUAUCCCUUCGGAAGCACAAUAGAGGAACGGCACACCCAAGACAGAGCAAUGCAAACAGCGUACGAAUCAACAAUGUCAGAGUGGCUUGCUGUUGAAGCUAUAAUUCGCCAGAGAGAUAAAGAAAUUACUGCUGCGAGCAUUGCCAAAAUUUCCUUUGGGUCACAAAGUGGCGAUCAACUUUUUGAAGACCCCGUCGAAGACCAGAGUAGGAUACUGAGCAAUGAAGUUUUCGAUUCUGAAGACUUGGAGGCGGAUCAUAUCGAAAACGACAAGAAUGAGGAUAAAUUGGAAGACGAGAAUGAUGUUAUCGCUAAACAUCCAUACGAAACGAUUGAUGAAAAGAGUAAAAGUCAGGAUUGUGAUGUCUGUCCAUCAAAUGUUACUAUGGUCAAAGUUAUAACUACUCAUCCACCUUCUUGCGCAGCAGAUGAUAUUACAGCAUGUAUAGAUUUUGAAAUGCAUCGGCAAACAUUAUUGGAGAACAACGGCAGUAGAAGUUUACAAAAUGGUUCAACUAUGGUUGCUGAUAUUAGUUCAACUAAAGACACAAACCUCAGUCUGCCUAAUCUGAUCAUUGAUGACGGCAUGGACCGCUGUAGCAUAGGUUCGAGAUCAUCUUGUGUUUCACCCGUAAGCUCCCAAGGUGGAAUUUACACGGCGGAAUUGCUGGAAAAGUAUGGUCUCAACUUACAUCGAAUAGACAAGGAUGUUCAACGAUGUGACCGAAACUACCACUAUUUUACGCCUAGUAAUCUAGACAAACUUCGGAACAUUAUGUGCACGUAUGUUUGGUGUCAUCUUGAUAUCGGUUACAUGCAAGGAAUGUGUGAUCUAGUGGCUCCUUUACUCGUCAUCAUAGAAGACGAAGCUCUCACAUAUUCAUGUUUUUGUGAGCUAAUGAAAAGAAUGUCAGCAAAUUUUCCUCAGGGAGGAGCAAUGGAUUUACAUUUUGCCAAUAUGAGAUCACUGAUUCAAAUUCUCGACGGCGAACUAUUCGACUUGAUGCAUCAAAAUGGAGAUUACACCCAUUUUUAUUUCUGUUAUCGGUGGUUUCUCCUAGAUUUCAAAAGAGAGCUGAUUUAUGAAGACGUUUUCUUGGUAUGGGAAACUAUUUGGGCAGCCCGUUCCAUUUCAUCCCCGCAUUUCGUUCUUUUUGUUGCCCUGGCAUUAGUUCAGCAUUACCGUGAAAUCAUUCUAGCCAAUGCCAUGGAUUUUACUGACAUCAUAAAAUUUUUUAAUGAAAUGGCUGAACGACAUGACACUAAGACUAUUCUCCAACUGGCCCGAGAUCUUGUUCUUCAACUUCAAGUUUUGAUUGGGGACAAAUAGACCUAAAUCAUCAAUGUGCAUUAUACCUGUUAUGUCAUGCUACACAUUAUCGUUUUUUACAUUAAAAUAUAAUUUGAUGAUAAAUGUUCUUCUUUAUCUGUUUAACUGUUUGCAUUUUUGUGUAAAACAUAUCUUAAAUCUCUCUGAGUACAAUUAAAUUGCUGUUUAACUUGU